GAGACUUUAGUAUAACUUAAGACGUUUACGGAGUAUCACUCCGAGUACUCUCCGGAUACUUUCAAUUAUUAUAUUCGCCGCUGACUUCUUCAUUUACAGGAAGACGAUGCAGCUAAAAACACUGCUUGUAUCUCUGCUAGUGUUAUCCCUUAUUGUAGGUGAUGUCAAUGCCGGAUGGAAGUUCUGGAAAAAAAAGAAGGACAAGGAUGAAACAACGGAAGCACCUACAGGAAUUUCGACUUCGGCGCCUGGCAAGACCACAACAGCAGCGGCAGGAGGCACGACGUCAACGACACCGAAAUCGACGGCAGCUACGACAGCAAAAUCGACAAACAAGGCUGUGGCAGGAGCGGCGGAUCCUGGUUUAGCUAUUGGAGUUGGUAGUACCGGAAGUAAUAUAAGAAACAAUGCUCAACCUCAGAGGCCCAAUCCUGGCACCGACGUUGGCCUGGAUAUUCCAGGCCCCAGACCCAAUCGACCAGGUUUGGGUAACGACAAUGGCCAAGGGUACAGAAAUUGGGCUGCUGAUUUGACUGGUGCUGGAGAGAGAAACCCACCACCCAAAUUGCCAAGUCAGGGUCCAGCAUUGACUCCUGGUGGACAGCAUCCAGCGCAAGGAAGUCGAACUCAACCACAGCCAGCAUCUCCAGGCAGUAGACCAGGGACACCUACAAGCGUUACACCUGUACAGCCGAAUAAUGGAGGAAGAACACCACCAAGCUUAGGACCACGACCUGGCUCUCAGAGCCCUAGUCCUACUCAACAAGGAGGUCCCAUAGCACAGACUCCAAAACCAGCAACUUCGUCUACUCCAGGAAAACCAUUAGUGUCAACGUUAAACAUCGGCAGUUUAAAUCCUGACAGCAGACCCAAAUCCCCAACUUCUCAUACUGGUCAAUCUCAACCGGGAUCACCUACUUCUACUACGAGAGGUCCCGGGCAAAAUAGACCAGGGUCUCCUACCUCUUCUGCAGGAAGUGCCUCACCUACCGGUGGUAAAUCUUGGGCGGAUAUUGCAGCCACUGGAACUGGAAGUAACUCUCCUACACCUGCGCCAAGACCAAAUUUAACUCCGGGUGGCUCGGUAACUUCAAAUGGACAAACUGGACAAACCGGACAGACAGGACCUGCUGGAUCAAGGAGUCCAAUGGGUUCCCCAGGACAAACCAGUCCAGGUCAAUCUCGCCCUAGUCAAGUUCCGGUGCAACCUUAUGGUCAACCGGGACAUCAAGGAUCGCAACAGACAGGUGGAGGAGGCACAUCAACUGGAACCACGACAAGGAAAGUUUACUCAAGUAAUCCAACGUAUAGCAAAGGAAAUACUAUCACGGAUGAAGACCUAGAGAAACUAUCUGAAGCUCUUUUCAUCAAGGACGUGAACAAUGCCAAUAGAUACAUCACAGUAAAUUUGCAAAAGAAAACAACAGGAAGUAGUCCAAUUGAUGAAGCACCACAACCGCUUCUGAAUGUUAGACCAGAAGCUUUACAAAUUCCAACAAUUCAACAUGUACUAGCAAUUUAUGAUAAUUAUAAAUUGGACACACGCACAAAUGAAUAUAUCAGUCCAGCUCAAAGACAAGAAGAAAGUCUCCUAGUGGAUACAUUUUUGAGUACUAAUGUAAUGUCAGCUGCCAUGCGCUUCUUGGCUGACAAGGGUUACAUUCGUAAGGAUUAUUAUGAGUACAAGGAUACUCUUCGCAGACUUUGGUUCAACCUCUUUUCGAGAGGUGAUGGAAAAAUAGGAAGUACUGGCUUUGAGCACGUAUUCCUGACAGAACUGAAACUUGGAACUGAAGUCAUAGGUCUCCAUAAUUGGAUCUACUUCAAUGCAGAAGAAGUUAGCAAAAGAGCUGAUUAUUUGGGUUAUAUUAAAAAAGUUGAUUUAGGAGACAAAGCUUCAAUUAUCAAGCUGCAUACCAAAUUCAAUGGAAUCGAUAAGCCAGUCACUACAAUGUUUAUUGGCACUUCACCUGAACUGGAAAUGGCUCUAUAUACUGUAUGCUUCUUCGCAAGACCAGACAAACCAUGUCCAGUUUCUUUGGGUGGCACAAAAUUCAACAUCAUGACAUACAAGUUCCGAUACAGGGGAAAGGAUCUUAUUGGAUCAGCUUAUCCUGACAUAUAAAACAUUUCAUUGACUUUGUGAUAUUCAUUUUAGAAACUACAUAAUGAAUUUUUAAAUUAAACCAAUUCAAAAAGGUAUAAAGUUGUUAAUACUCUUGUAUAUAGUCAAAACUUCUGACUACUGAAUGGAAUAAAAUAGAAGUGGAGUUCAUAAUAAUUAGUAGAUUGAAAAAUUAGAUCUGCCAAGAGUUGAGUGUUUCAAUAGGGUACAUAAAAUGAAAAAUUAUACAUUCAGCACUUUUUGAGAUAUGAAUAUCUAUCUUAUAUUUCAAAAUGAAACUAUACACUAAUUUUGUAUUGUAAAAAAUUAGGCUGUAGAGUUUAUGUAUGGAUGAUAACAAAGCAUGUUUUUAAAAGCAAUAAUGAGGACAAUUCCCUUUUCACAAGACAGUCCAUUCUAUACAAACUCUUACUAUUACUUCCGUUUCUAUUAAUCAUAAUAAAUAAAUUUAAUAACAACCAA
Messenger RNA from Cephus cinctus (wheat stem sawfly), 2587 nucleotides. Its product is annotated as poly(U)-specific endoribonuclease homolog. The record is from RefSeq and is a predicted model, not a curated record. NCBI's taxonomy places the organism in Eukaryota, Metazoa, Arthropoda, Insecta, Hymenoptera, Cephidae. Gene Ontology annotation, molecular function: RNA endonuclease activity. The coding region runs from base 107 to 2125 and encodes 672 amino acids. The transcript has 7 exons.